AAGAGCCAAUAUCUGCCCUAAUAAGCGAGAGUUCCCCGCCGGCGAGACAGAUGGCGUGGCCUCAGAAACCUUAACAAAAGAAAAGGAGAAGAGGAAGAGGAAGAGAAUUAUUUGAAACUGUUCGUACGACUUUAAACCCGGUCGGCUUGAAUUAUUCACGUGUUUAUUGGAUUAUUAUUGUUGUUAUUAGGUUAUUGGUGAUUGGGUCCUUUACAUUGUUGUUUUUGAAGGGUGAUGGGUAUGAUUUGGGGUUUACUUGAAUUAUUAUUUUGGGUUUUGGACUAUAUAUUUUUUUUAAUUAUGCAUGUGUUCAAUUAUUGAGUUGCUGGUGAUUGGUUUUGCGUUGUUUUUUUAUUAUUGUUAUUUGUUGUAUUCUGUCUAUCUGAAUGUUGUUUUGUUGGAUUUAACGAGAGAUAUGAAUGUAUAUAGAUUAGGAUAUACCCUUUUAGGGUGAUGCGACGUUUAAGCGAAAUUAUUAUUUUUUUUUUUUAUUGGCAUCUCUGGGUUUGAAGAGAGUACAGUCAUUUAAUUCAACCCAAGCGCCUUUAAAAGCACAAACUCCUCUCAAACAACAUCCUUCGCGUCCUCCCUGCACACCACAUUACACCCAACCAGGCCCGCUAUUAGUAAAAAAAACAUAAAAUACCCCAUUUAUGCAAAAACCGCAAGACGAAUAAUUUGCGAGCAAGUUAAACCGAAGUCAAGAGCGCGAGGAUCCGGACAGCGCGAGUGUUGGGUGCCGGGACGCCGAGCUGCGACUCAAAAGACCCGAGAAAUACCCUGUUUUAAGCCGGAAUGACGCCCGAGAAGCGACCUGCCGAGGAGGAGGAGGAACAGGAGCAAGCCAAGAAGCUGAAGGAGGAUGAGGACGCCACGGCCUCGGCCUUGAAGGAGAGUGUGGAGGACGACACGAGCCAAGAUAGCGUGGCGUCGGACUCGGCCUCGGCCUCAGACCCCGAGAAAAAGAGACUAACUCUACCAGAGGAGCGUGGUACUCUUGUGUAUUUCGGGUGUGCACAAUGGGAAUUCAUCGGCAGACGCAACCUCAAGAGCAUUCCAUCAAUGAUCCACUAUGUGCCACGGCGCAUUGCAUCCCUAAAGGGUAUUCGCGUGGCUUUUGUGACCUCACACUGCUCGGCUGCCCACUCGAUCAUCUUGACGGAGGAAGGCAAAGUUAUGGCAGUUGGUCGCAACGAGAAGGGCCAACUGGGUGUGGGUGACACAGAAAACAGAACUGGCGUUGUAGCCAUGGACACAAUGUCAGAGUUCACAGUAGUGUCGGCUGCAGUGGGUCGCAACCACACACUCCUCCUUACUGACCGUGGUAGUGUGUUUGCCUGCGGAGAUAAUAAAUCAGGCCAGUGCGGGACAGGCACCACCACGGCUGUUAUACACACUCCCUGCAGGAUUGACUUCAAGGAGUCCAAGGUCCAAAAGGUCGCUUGCGGUGCAGAAUUCAGCAUGAUUGUUGACAGGAAAGGCUACUUGUAUUCCUUUGGGUUACCAGAGUAUGGGCAGUUAGGACACAACACUGAUGGUAAAUUCUUUAUUACCAGCAACAAGUUAUCUUACCAACAUGAGCGAACGCCCAGAAGAGUUCCCAUCUUUGUGGAACGCAGCAAGGACGGGCAUCCCACUCCUGUCACUGAUGUCCAGAUUGUGGACAUUGCAUGUGGAAGCAACCACACUGUUGCCCUUGAUGCCAGGAAGAGAGCCUUCUCUUGGGGCUUUGGAGGCUAUGGUCGGCUGGGCCAUGCUGAGCCCAAGGAUGAGUAUAUCCCCAGGCUGAUCAAGUUCUUCGAUGGCCACAACCGCGGGGUUGAGAGGAUCUAUUGUGGAUCCACCUUCACCAUAGCUGUCAGUGCAAUGGGCAUCUUCCUCUGGGGUCAGACCAAGCGCACUGGGGAGGCCAACAUGUACCCUAAGCCCCUGCAAGACCUCUGCGGCUGGGAUGUGCGCUCGGUCGGCUGCUCCAUCACCUCCAUUGUGGUUGCUGCUGAUGAGAGUGUCAUAGCUUGGGGCCCCUCACCCACCUAUGGAGAGCUGGGUCUUGGCGAGAAUGUGAAGUCAAGCACACAGCCCAAGGAGGUGAAGUCCCUGGAGGGAGCCCACGUCAGCCAGGUGGCCUGCGGGAUGGGCCACACCAUUAUGGUGGUGCGUGACGAGACCGAUAAGGACAAGGAGAUCUUGGAGAAGUUGAAAGAGAUUCCCCUUUAAGGAGGAAUUGUUUUUGGUCUUUUUUUUUUUAUUAUUAUUAUCUUUUGUUUUACAUUUUUGUUUUCUUUCUUGUUUUUAAUAAUUAGAAAGAUACUCCAGAAGGACCACUGUUGCAAACAUGUAUAUACGUACAAGUACGCAUAUAUAUCUAUAUAUCAGCCAGGUAUCAACCUAUUUUGUAUUUUGUUUCUUUUGAGAUAUAUGUAGAAAGUAUUACAAAGAAAAUAAUAAUGAUUAAAAAAAAGACAACAGUGUAAAACACAGUUGUUGGUACAAACAUAAAAGGAGAGGCAACAUGGCAGUUUUGUAAAUGAGGAAGGUAAUGAGUUGGCUAAGGGAGAGUGGUGAGAACUGGCCUGAGCUUGUGGUGCCAGUGACUCGACCAUUGGCCUGGGAGUCCAUCUCUCCCUGGGAUGCGGCAUUGAGUCGUUUCAGAACAGUCCCCUGAGUAGUUUUGGGUAGCUAACCCUUCUACCUCAUGCUAGGCUGAGGUUUUUACAGUAGAGUUAGGUUGCAUUCUGUCAUUUACAUCUAUAUAUACAUAUAUUGAUAAGGAAGACAGUACCUUGCUAUUCCACAGGUGGCUGAUGGAUUUUAUUGCUUUCCAUUUACAUACAUCUUAUGUUUUUUCUUAUCUUUUUUAAUUUUGUCUUGAGCAGGAUCUCUUAUUUAUUAAUUAGUAGCUAUUUGUAAGUUUAUUUUUCUGCAAAGUUCAGCAUCAUUUCUGCAAAUCUGUGUGUAUUUGAGGGGUGUAAGGAACCCAGAGGUACUUGGUUCGGUGUUGUGAGAUGUGGACUGGGAUACCCUAGUUCAAACCAUGUGGAAUAGCCAGAGCAACUUGCGCAGUGACCUGCUUGAAGUUGUCAAAAGUCAUUUGUUCGCAGGUAGGAGACGGAAAAGGUGCGUCUCGGUUUGCCUUUCCUCCGUUCAUUUGUUCUCUUGACAGUGGAAGCCAAUAGCUUUGAGAUUAGAGCAGAGAUUGACAGUUAGUUUUUUUUUUCUUUUUUUCUUUUUUUUUUCUCUUUUUUUUUUAACUAACAUUUAUUUGUGUACCAUUAAGAUAUUUCAUAUUUUUUAAGAAUAGUUUUCUUUUCUACAUGUAGGUUUUCAGUACCCUCUUUUUUCUUUUCUUUUCUUUUUUUUUCAUGUGUCAUUUUGGUCGCAGAUCUUCCAUUGAUUUCCCCAUGUUCCUCUUGAUCUGUCAAAUGCCUUCAGUAUUUAUGGCUAUGAAAGAUUAAGCCAUUAUCAAAAACACAAUAUUCUGGUCACAAAGAUGAUAUUCCUAAUAUCCCAUGUGGACAGCGAGCAAAACUUUUUCCCCCCCUCACGCAUUUCAACAUGUCCAAUGUAAUCUACAGAAAGGGUUUUGGGUCUAAACAUGACUCCUGUUCCCUCUUGUGAGCAUGUCCUUUUUAGAUAACUAUCUCUACCAUUAAACACAAGAUGCGUCGGGAGAGGGAAGCAAAAAGUAUUCUUUUUUUAUGCAACAGCUCGCGUUCUCCUGAUGGUGCUUACCUCAUUUUUCUUCUCAUCUUAACUUCUCUUUUUUUAUAUAUACAUAUAAAUUUUUGUAAACGUUCUGAGAUAAAAAUAGAAAAUGAAAGAUACACUGAUGCAACUUGGCAAUUGUUUAGGGAAUAAUUAAUAGUGAGUAAAUACACAUCUUUUCUCUUUAUAAAAUAUGCGUCAAGUGGAUUUUUGUAGUUUUACACUGGGAAGAGAGGAUGGUGGAAGGAGAAUCUGGCUGUAUUUAUCAUUGGACCUCGAAGAAAAACACAUUCCAUGGUUAAAAAAUGUUUUACACCUCAUCUGAUUGAGUGGUCAGCUUUCUGCAUUGUAAUACCAAGGUUGUGAAGAAUUGAAAAAUGAUUGAAAUUUUUAAAAAGAUGCUAAUAAUAAUCCCCAAAUUUGGAAGUUGCUUUUUCGUCCCUAUUUAUGCCUAGAAAAGCCACACCAGUCAAAUGAGGUUCUUGUCAGUACUGAGUAACAUUCAGUUAAGCAAGAGACUUCCAACUAAGAAAAAGAGAAAUAGUUUUAAGAAAGAAAAAUCAUGCCACUUGGGCAAAAAGCAAGUCUAGCAAGCCACUUGAGCCACUAGCUUAAGCUGCAAUGAGGGAAUUUUUCCAUUUUUUUGGACUCAGGAAUGUUGUGCAAAUACCUGCUAGUUAAGCCAGAACUUCUUGCGUACCUGACCAUUAACACUUAAGUUCUUGACUCAUUUUAGAGAGAGAGAAUGAGAAUUUUAAAAUAGUAUAAAAGACAGAAUAAUGAUGUUAACAAUGACAUUGAUAACCCAACAUCCUCCUGACCCAAAAAAUUGUCCAAAAGAUUACUAACAGUUUCCUUUCACAACAAUCAAAGACAACACACACUGCCACGAACCAGCACUACUGGGAGUUUCAUUGCGUGCUCUGUUGAUCUUACUGAAUCGAUGGGAGAGAGAAGCAACACACCAACAAACCUUCCAGCUUUUUCUACCAGUAUUACCUAACUAUAUCAAGCAUUGAAGUUUUUGUAACCAUUUUCCAGAACCUGUUUUCAUCACUUGCAUAUUGUGAAACACCAGAGCUAGUAGUUGACCUGCCAAGCAUUUCAUCAUCAUCAGAGAAAAAAAAGAAGAAGAAACAAAUAUUUUGUUUUUUAACACAUGUAUUUUAGACAUUAUGAUUGCCAUUGGUAGAGGAGACUGCUCUUUGCAUGAAACAUCAGCUACGUGAUGUUUGGACAGGGGAGAGAUGUACAAAUAUUACUCGGAACCUUGUUGAUCCUGAAUAGGGUAGAUUAUCCAGGCAAGGUUCCUUUUCUACAAGCUUUAGAAUGUUGUAAGAUACCGUAUUCAAAAAGGAGCAACAAAGCAGUAAUUGCUGCCAUACCUAUUAUCAAGCCUUUAAGUUUUUAUUUAUUUAUUUAAUUUUAUUUUUUAUUUUUUUAUUCCCCCCAGUUGAUCCCUCUGGAUAAAACCGCUUUCAGUAAAUUUAUUAGCAUUCUUGACUUUUCACAAUGAGACUCUAAAUGUUUCAAAUUUUUCCAGAAUUUUAGAUCUUGUGAUAGUCUGUGAGGGCCAUAAACUAUACCUGCUCAUAUAUGUAAAGAAUGAUGAAUGUGUAGUAAAGUUUUUAAGUGGUUAUGUAGGGAUUCUAAACUUUUUCAGAUUUAAUUGUAAUCUUUGAAAAGUAAUUUAUAAAGAGAAAAAAAUCUGCAAUCUUUAUCUCUCUCAUGAUGAGACAUUAUAACAAGAAGAGAAAUGCUGCUUUUAACAAAGGCAUGCAUACAUAGGUAUGUUGCUCUGUUACUUGAUGUAACUUUUCUGGUUUUACACACAAGAAUUUUCUGAAGGCGACUCUUCAAUUUAGCUCAGGACAAUGAACCAACAAGAGAGAGUGUGUGCCUCUUUAGUUUAAGUGGUUUUCAUUUUUUUUUUUUUUUUUUUCUUUCUUUUUUGCUAAUAACUAGACAACAGAGCCAUCUUUCACACCAAUUCUACUUUCUCUCUUAAUUUUUUAUUUAUUUAUUUAACUUUUGUAUCCUUUUUUAAGUAGUUCAAAGGCUAUACAGAGGUAUGUGUAUGUAUGUGCGCGUGUGUUGGUGUGCACAUUGUGUGAUUAAAGAGGUAAGCUUAAAUGUGACCAAUUUUCUUGUCUGUAGGCAUACUCUGUUGAAGGAAUGCUGGUUUACAUAACUGUGUUUGAAUUAGGACAUUUAACAUUAUUGAACCUAUUUUUGAACGGGUAUGUGAGGCUUAAUAACUUAAUAAAUAAAUAAAUAAAAAAUGAUGCAGAAAAAAAACUGUAGUAUAGUUUAAACAGCUUUGUGAACAAAUAGAAUAUUAACUCUUUGUCAUAAUUUUACAGGGUUGACCAAACAGUCUUCAGUGUAUGGCUAGGCUUUUUAAGGGGUUGAGCAAAUAGCAUUGCUCUGAGCUAGAUCACUCUGGAAUGUUCUAGAAGAUAUGUACUGGUGAGAGGUCCCAUCCUAAACCUUCUUCAGAGGACUUCCAUCAUUGUCUUGUUACAUCCACUUUGGUAUAACUCAUGCAACCUAGUUUAAAGGAAUGAAAAUUACUAAAUAUUAAUUAAAAGAGAAAAAAAAUCCAAAAAAAGGUAAUAAUCCUCAAUGAUACACAUGUCUGGAAGACAUAUUGUGUUCCCAGCAAUAUAUAUAUAUUGUUCCAGUGACCUCAAAAUAAUUCAUGCCUUAAUUUGGAUUUUUCUGGUGAUUUUUUUCAAAGCUAAAGUAUACCUUGGCAUUUUGUAUUUUACUUUUUUUUUUUUUUUUUAAGAGAAGUUAACUUACCCUUUUCUGUUCAAUUAAAGAAAAAAAAAAAAAAAAAACAGUUUGGUUAAGAGAACAGAUCACACAAAGUGGUAAACAUUCCACGAAAAAAAAAAAACUUUCUUUAGAAUUACCUUUAUUUUUUUUAUAAUUCUAAUUAACAGGAUUUGAUCUCUACAAGAAGGACGAUUCUCAUUUCAAUUGUUUGUUCAUUUGUGUAAUGACAUGACAUGAAGUAUGAACUCAUUUCUAGUUAGAGCUAAGAGCAGAUUUAGCGCAUAACUAGUCUAGGUUUAGGUUUAACUGUAUAGAAUGUGCAUGUACAAUUUUUAUUAGCCAUUUCUUGAAGAUAUUAGAGUAGUAAGAUCAGUUUUUACAGCCUGUUUAUUUUUAUACCAUGUACGGUGCAACUCACGGACACUCCAUCAGUAUUACAGGAAUGAUUUUUGGCAUUGUAUCAAACUGUAUAUUUUUGCAGUACCUCAUGUUCAGAGUUAAUUAAAUUAUGGGCAGGUUUUGCACCAAAUUAUUAAAUUUGUAUCUAUUAGACUUAGUGUAUUAAUGGUUUAAGAUACUCAUUUUUUGUCUUUUUUUAAGAGUCAUGUUAAAAUAAACUUAAUAUUAUUGGAAUAUGGCUAUUGCCAACAUAAUAAAGUUGGGGCUGCAUAAGCAUCAUAAUCUUGAA
Molecule: messenger RNA, 7174 nt
Organism: Penaeus chinensis
Lineage: Eukaryota; Metazoa; Arthropoda; Malacostraca; Decapoda; Penaeidae
Product: protein RCC2-like
Exons: 6
Coding region: 796-2217 (473 amino acids)
Source: RefSeq, a predicted model, not a curated record